Molecule: messenger RNA, 1534 nt
Organism: Drosophila biarmipes
Lineage: Eukaryota; Metazoa; Arthropoda; Insecta; Diptera; Drosophilidae
Gene: Acat1
Product: acetyl-CoA acetyltransferase, mitochondrial
Exons: 1
Coding region: 132-1364 (410 amino acids)
Biological process (GO): fatty acid beta-oxidation
Molecular function (GO): acetyl-CoA C-acetyltransferase activity
Source: RefSeq, a predicted model, not a curated record
AUAGGCCGAUUACCGAUUUGUUACGCAAGCAACAGGUUCUGGUGUGAUUUCUGCUUGGAUUCUGAUUAGAUUCUUGUUAUUUCCUAGUGUGCUCGCUGCUCGCCAGUCAAAAGACUUAAUUAAAUUCCAAGAUGUCCGCCCGACUGCUGCUGGCCACGCGUCGCUGGAGCGCCCAGCGCGCCUACAGCUCCAAAAUCGCCGAGGUUGUGGUGGUCUCCGCCGCCCGCACACCAAUUGGCAGCUUCCAGAGCCAAUUGGCCCCCCUGACGGCCACCCAAUUGGGAGCCCGGGCUAUCGAGGCGGCUAUCGAGAAGGCGGGCAUUUCAAAGUCCGAUGUCCAGGAGGUGAUCAUGGGCAAUGUGGUGUCGGCGGGUCUGGGCCAAGCGCCCGCCCGGCAGGCGGCCAUAUUCGCCGGCCUGCCCACCAACGUGUGCUGCACCACGGUGAACAAGGUCUGCUCCUCGGGCAUGAAGUCGGUGAUGCUGGGCGCCCAAUCCCUGAUGCUCGGCUAUGCCGAUGUGGUCGUCGCCGGCGGCAUGGAGUCCAUGUCGAAUGUACCCUUCUACCUGAAGCGCGGCAGCACGCCCUACGGCGGCGUCAAUCUCACCGAUGGCAUCGUUUUCGAUGGCCUCUGGGAUGUGUACAACAAGUUCCACAUGGGCAACUGUGCCGAGAACACGGCCAAGAAACUGCAGAUCACGCGCCAGCAGCAGGACGACUUCGCCAUCGAGUCGUACAAGAGGUCGGCGGCCGCUUGGGCCAACAAGGUGUUCCAGGACGAGAUUGCCCCGGUCAAGAUCCAGCUGAAGAGGAAGCCGGAGGUGGUCAUCGCCGAGGACGAGGAGUACAAGCGGGUGAACUUCGACAAGUUCGGGCAGCUGGCCACCGUGUUCCAGCGCGAGAAUGGCACUGUGACGGCCGGAAAUGCGUCCACCUUGAAUGACGGCGGUGCCGCUGUGGUGCUGAUGAGCGCCGAGGCAGCCCAGAAGGCGGGCAUCAAGCCGCUGGCCAGGAUUGUGGCCUUCCAGGAUGCCGAGACCGAUCCCAUUGACUUCCCCAUUGCCCCGGCCCUGGCCAUUCCCAAGCUGCUGAAGCGCGCCGGCGUGCGCAAGGAGGACGUGGCCAUGUGGGAGGUCAACGAGGCCUUCUCCCUGGUGGUGCUGGCCAAUAUCAAGAAACUGGACGUGGACCCUGCCAAGGUGAAUGUGCACGGCGGAGCCGUGUCCAUUGGCCAUCCCAUUGGCAUGUCCGGCGCUCGCCUGGUGGCCCACCUCUCGCACAGCCUGAAGAAGGGCGAACUGGGCUGCGCCUCCAUCUGCAAUGGCGGCGGCGGAGCCUCCUCCAUUCUCCUCGAGAAGCUGUAAGCUCGCCUGGAGGCCCUGCCCUCAACCAGAAAUGCAUUUACUACGUGGACAGCUCUAUGUUCUUUUUUUUUUAAAUUGUUAAGUGUCUCCUUUGCGCUUGGCCGCAUUUAUCGAAAUCUUGUGAUUUGCAUAAUAAAAUUAUGAAACAGUAAAUAAUUAAAUAGAAAGUG